This is a messenger RNA of Rotaria sp. Silwood2, 1179 nucleotides long. The record is from the annotation of a GenBank genome assembly. Lineage: Eukaryota; Metazoa; Rotifera; Eurotatoria; Philodinida; Philodinidae.
AUGAAAUUUUACUGCAAUCGUUUGCAGCAUAAACCAGGCGAUGAGACUCAAAGUCAAGUCAAAACUCGUUCUGGUAAUCUAUGUCACCACUGUAGGUAAAUAAUUUUUAUAUUUUUGUUUUUGAUCCCAUAUAGGAUCAUUUCUAACAGUGUAUACAACUAAACCAUCUCAUGACACCCUUAAGCAAGGUCGAAACCGAUCCAAAGUAUCGCUUGAUUUAUCUAAUAAAUUCAAUUCUAUAUACCCCGUAUAUUCUUGAAUUUAGUGCUAUAUCUAAUAUUUCUUUCUUUCUUUUUAUCUCACAAGUUAGCAAAUUAGAAAAUAUUAGUCAUCAUUUACGAAAACUCCUUAGAAGUUUGUUGAAACUUUUAUUUUUUCCCUGAAACAUUUGCACAACUUCUAUCUUUCCGUAAUUUGAUCGCUUGCAGUAAAAUUAGCUACAUGUCAAACUUCCAACUUGAAUUCAAUAAUUCAAUGGUUCAACUUCAAGUAUUCAAUUAUUCAUCUAACAGAAACCAAUAACACAAUACAUGAUUACACAUUAACACGCACACGCACCACACCACAUGCUGUGGGUGCGGCGAAGAGACUGGUUGAGUAAACGACUUAGAUAUUAGCAAGAACUGAAUAAUUUAAACAGCUUUUGAAUUAUUCAAAUCAAGUUUCAACAUUGCCACUACUGGCUCACAAUCUCAAAAUCUUUUAGAAUAAAACAAUAUUAUUCCACAUUUUAUUAUUACGAACUAGUUCUAAACUACUUCAAAGUACUGGACAGUUUAGAAUUCUUAUGUAAUUAUAGAUUGUAAACUACCUGAUGAUAGACCCUUAAGCAAGGUCGAAACGCUUCGUGUGAUGCUUUGAACUUCAACUCUUAUAUUUAAAAAGAUCCUGCAACAUCCAUCGCCUUUCUUAAAUAUCACUGAUUCUCUAGUGAAGCGACGACCUGAUGUUGAUUAUUUAACAUUGGCAGAGUACGAAAAAACAAAAUAAGGUAUGCAUUCGAAGGCCAUAAAAUUCUACUUUAAACUAUUCUCAUGUAUUUUACAGAUCAUCACCUUCAAGUAUCUCAACUUGGAUCUGCAUUAUCCAACUGCAAAAGACGAUUUCAUUAGACUUUGUAUUCUUGUAUUGUGUUAUUGGUUUCUGUUAGAUGAAUAAUUGAAUACUUGAAGUUGAACC